CUCCUGGGAAAAUACCUAGAAGCCUGGGCUGGUGAAAGGAAGGGAAGCGGAGAGAAGAAUUCCCCUCACCCAUCUGGGAAAUGGGCUCCUGCCAACUGCUGACUUCGCGCUCGCUGGCGCAGAUCCCCGCGGAACCCCGGGCGGGAGGGAGGCUGCGAACAUCUGGAGGACAUUUCUGCGAGAGCGGCUGCAGAGCAGGGCUCGGGGGAGGGAGAGAGAAGCAGGGAACAGAAGCAAUGGCCGGGGGAGAAGACAAGCCGAGGUGCUGGUGACCCUGGGCGUCCAAGUGGAUUAUUGGGGCUGCUCUCCAGGGGCCUGUCCUCACUGCCUUCCAAUUGCACAUAACCCCACAUCCCAGCCAAUGAAGACAAGAGGCAACGUGAACAAAGUCAUUUAGAAAGCCCCCGAGGAAGUGUAAAGCAGAGAAAGCAUGAAUGGUGUGCCUGAGAGACAAGUGUGUCCUCCGCUGCCCCCACCUUUAGCUGAGCCAUCAGCAGCCCAGCCCUGCCUCUCCCCACCUACUCACUGGUGAUCUGACUUUCCUUUUUUUUUUUUUUUUAACAAUUUUUUUUUUCUUUUCCAUUCUCUCUCCUUAUUUUCCUUCAGGGCAAGGCAAAGAUUUUGAUUUUGGGACCCAAGCCAUGGUCCUUCUGCUCCUUCUUUGAAAAACCCACUUUCUCCCCAUCGCCAAGCAGCCUUUGGCAAUAUCAGAUAUCCGCUCUAUUUAUUUUUACCUAAGGAAAAACUCCAGCUCCCUUCUUACUCCCAGCUGCCUUGCCACCCCUCCCAGCCUUCUGCUUGCCCUCCACCUGGCCUGCUGGGAGUCAGAGCCCAGCAGAACCUGUUUAGACACAUGGAGAAGAAACCAAGAGCUACAAGGCACACAGUCGGCUUCUUCGUGCUCAGGGUUGCCAGCGCUUCCUGGAAGUCCUGAAGCUCUCGCAGUGCAGUGAGUUCAUGCACCUUCUUGCCAAGCCUCAGUCUUCGGGAUCUAGGGAGGCCGCCUGGUUUUCCUCCCUCCUUCUGCACGUCUGCUGGGGUCUCCUCCUCGCCAGGCCUCGCAGCCCCCCUGGCCUCUCUCCCCGACUCGCACAUGAAGAUGCACUUGCAAAGGGCUCUGGUGGUCCUGGCCUUGCUGAACUUUGCCACAGUCAGCCUUUCUCUGUCCACUUGCACCACCUUGGACUUCAGCCACAUCAAGAAGAAGAGGGUGGAAGCCAUUAGGGGACAGAUCUUGAGCAAACUCAGGCUCACUAGUCCCCCUGAGCCAUCGGUGAUGACCCACGUCCCUUACCAGAUCCUGGCCCUUUACAACAGCACCAGGGAGCUGCUGGAGGAGAGGGAGGACGUCUGCACUCAGGAAAACACCGAGUGGGAGUACUAUGCCAAAGAAAUCCAUAAAUUCGACAUGAUCCAGGGGCUGGCGGAACACAAUGAGUUGGCCGUCUGCCCCAAAGGAAUCACCUCCAAGGUUUUCCGCUUCAACGUGUCCUCAGUGGAGAAAAAUGGAACCAACUUGUUCCGAGCAGAAUUCCGGGUCUUGCGGGUGCCCAACCCCAGCUCCAAGCGCAAUGAGCAGAGGAUCGAGCUCUUCCAGAUACUCCGACCAGAUGAGCACAUCGCCAAACAACGCUACAUUGGUGGCAAGAACCUGCCCACGCGGGGCACCGCCGAGUGGCUGUCUUUUGACGUUACCGACACUGUGCGUGAAUGGCUCUCACGAAGAGAGUCCAACUUGGGUCUGGAAAUCAGCAUUCACUGUCCCUGUCACACCUUUCAGCCCAAUGGAGACAUCCUGGAAAACAUUCACGAGGUGAUGGAAAUCAAAUUCAAAGGUGUGGACAGUGAGGACGACCACGGCCGUGGAGAUCUGGGGCGUCUCAGGAAGCAGAAGGACCACCACAACCCUCAUCUGAUCCUCAUGAUGAUCCCCCCACACCGGCUCGACAACCAGGGCCAGGGCGGUCAGAGGAAGAAGCGGGCCCUGGACACCAAUUACUGCUUUAGCAACGUGGAGGAGAACUGCUGUGUGCGUCCUCUCUACAUCGACUUCCGUCAGGAUCUGGGCUGGAAAUGGGUCCACGAGCCUAAGGGCUACUACGCCAACUUCUGCUCAGGCCCCUGCCCGUACCUCCGCAGUGCAGACACAACGCACAGCAAGGUGCUGGGCCUGUACAACACCUUGAACCCGGAAGCAUCUGCCUCGCCUUGCUGCGUGCCCCAGGACCUGGAGCCCUUGACCAUCCUGUACUAUGUCGGGAGGACCCCCAAGGUGGAGCAUCUCUCGAACAUGGUGGUGAAGUCCUGUAAGUGUAGCUGAGGCCACACCGCGACAGAGAGAGAGGAGAGAGAACUGCCUGACUGCCCACUCCUCGGGAAACGCAAAUCAACAGACCUCACCUAGAGGCCUGGAGCCCGCAACCCGCAGCUUCAGGCCACCGGCUGAGACGGAGGUCCCCCUUUGGAACAUUUCUUUCUUGUUGGCUCUGAGAAUCACUGUGGUAAGGAAAGUGUGGGUUUGGUUAGGGGAAGGCCGAACUCUUCAGAACACACAGAUUUUUCUGUGACGUAGACAGAGGUGGUGGGGACAGAGGAAGAGGAAUGGCAAGUUGACAAGCCGUGCGGCAAUGUGACGGGGAGCUGAGGGAGGAGGAAGGGCAGAGCACGGCCGGGACAGGGCCAGACUGGAAGACACGUCUGAUCUGAGGUCAGAUUUGCUCAUCGCAGCCCCACGUUGGCUCCGGGGAACCUGGAUCACGUCACACCCAGCAAGCGUUUUCUUCAGACAGGUUACCAAGACAUGGUCCCAGCCUUGUAUCUCCUACAACCUGGGAUGAAGGACGAGUCUGUUAUUUUUGCAAACUGUCCUCUUUGCAAACUAGCCUCUGGACAUCAACCAGCAUUAAGGGUCAUUACAGGGGAAAAGUCCAGGUGAUUUUGUUCCCAGGCCAUCAACUCUAUUGGGUCCUAUGGAUGUGUUGAACUCAGAAGCAGAGGGUGGGAGAUAACCCUCUCCCGUCUGCCCUCUGGGUCCCUCCUCUCACCUUCUUCCUCGAUCGUAUUUCCCCUUGGACAUUUGGCUAGACCCCUUCCAGGUCAGUGUGCACAUAUCUGAAUCUGGGUGUGCACAGCCUUCGGGGCAUUAAGGGCUUCCCCUCCCCCAAGACCCUGUGUCCACUGGUGUCCUGGAAGCAGGUGCUACGUGUGGGGCGCGGGGAGGUGCACGUGUGCCACACCAUGACUCGGCCCCAGACGCUAGACUGAGGUAUAGAGACAGAUACAAAUAUUACUCUCAAAGUCUUUGUAUAAAUAAAUAUUUUUGGGGAAUCUUGGAUCAUUUCAUCUUCUGGAAGAUCGUUUCUAGAACAGUAAAAGCUCGUUCUAAGUUGUA
Molecule: messenger RNA, 3391 nt
Organism: Molossus molossus (Pallas's mastiff bat)
Lineage: Eukaryota; Metazoa; Chordata; Mammalia; Chiroptera; Molossidae
Gene: TGFB3
Product: transforming growth factor beta 3
Exons: 8
Coding region: 1094-2320 (408 amino acids)
Biological process (GO): SMAD protein signal transduction; BMP signaling pathway; regulation of cell population proliferation
Cellular component (GO): extracellular region
Molecular function (GO): cytokine activity; type III transforming growth factor beta receptor binding; growth factor activity
Source: RefSeq, a predicted model, not a curated record